AAUGUAGAGCAAUGGAGACUCGUGCAGUUCUGUGUCUUUUUAUUCUGCAGCUUUUUAACAGAGGUCUAGCAGCUUUGAUCCAAACCCAGCAGACUGUGUUGGCAGCAGUGGGAGAAGAUGCUCUUCUCAGCUGUCACCUCCGGCAAACUGAAGAUGUUCGGCAGGUCAUCUGGCAGAAGGUCUUGUGGAACAAAGAGAGGAACAUCGGCUCCUACAGCGAGCAUUUUGGUCAAACAAUUAUUUCUGACUUUAAAGAUAAAGUUCAGUUUACAGAAGCUGGACUGCAGAAGACCUCCAUAGUCAUCAGGAAUGUUACAGAGCAGGAUGAAGGAUGUUAUCGCUGUUUGUUCAGCACCUUCCCUGAUGGAGCUCUGACAGGGAGAACCUGCCUGGAGGUUUAUGAGCUGCAUGGACCCGUCCUUAAUGUCAGCACAUCAAGCUCUCCUGCAGGGUCAGUUGUGUCCUGUUCAGCCACAGGUCGACCUGCUCCCACUGUAACACUGACUGCUCCACAGCAGAACCUCAGCUUGUCCCUCUACAACACCACCAGGGUGAGCAACAGCAACGGUACCGUCACCGUCACCACCACAGCUCUGCUGUCAGCUUCCAGCAGCACACAGGUUGGAUGUUCAGUGUCAGUUCUCUCUGCUGCUCCCAGAGAGCUGCUGCGCACCGUUCCUGGACCCUCACACACGUCUGAUCAUGGGAAACCUCAGAUCAUUAUGGUAGCUCUACCCGUUGGGCUGACAUGCAUUUUGGUUGUCCUCAUAUUUCUGUGUCUAAAAAAGAAAAGGCAAAACAGGUAA
Messenger RNA from Fundulus heteroclitus (mummichog), 806 nucleotides. RefSeq names its product OX-2 membrane glycoprotein. Gene Ontology annotation, molecular function: cell-cell adhesion mediator activity. Bases 12 to 806 code for a protein of 264 amino acids. The record is from RefSeq and is a predicted model, not a curated record. The transcript is spliced from 4 exons. NCBI's taxonomy places the organism in Eukaryota, Metazoa, Chordata, Actinopteri, Cyprinodontiformes, Fundulidae.